AAAAAUUCGACAAAAUGUUACUGGUAAUUUUCGGGUAGUAGUUAUGGUGUUGGCCAAGGAAAUUUUCAGGUAAAACCGCAAUCAGUUAAAGAAAUGAAAAAGAAAAUACCGUACUUCUUCUUGGAGAGCAAGAAAAUAAGGAGAGAGAUUUGAACAAGGCCACGAGGGCUUCAUAAAACCCUUCGACUUUGUAAAACCCCCCAAUUGAAUUCUUACUAGCAGCAGAGAAAUCCGAAAAAAAGAAAGAGAAAAGCCAACAAUAUGAAUAUGUUUAAGCUCAAUUCCCUCAACUCGUUGAGAGCUCUAAGGCAUCUCCACCAUUCCCAAUCUGCCGGUGUAAGAGCCCUCACCACCUGUUCGUCAUUAAUCCUCAAACAGUCGAACCCACUUCUUUCCCCUCCAUCUUCCUCCCCGUUUGCCUCCUCACACAAUCUGCUCGCCGUUCGGAACUACCGAAGCAGUCGCGAUCUUAGAAACUAUGAGAUUACGCCUCCGACGAAUUUUGGCAUUCGGAUUGUGCCUGAGAAGAAGGCCUUUGUGAUUGAGCGGUUUGGAAAGUACGUCAGGACUCUGGAUUCUGGUAUCCAUUUCUUGAUUCCCUUUGUGGAUAGAAUCGCUUAUGUGCAUUCCUUGAAAGAAGAGGUCAUCAAUGUUCCUGACCAGUCCGCUAUCACCAAAGACAAUGUCGCCCUUAUGAUUGAUGGUGUGCUUUACAUCAGGAUUAUGGAUCCUAUGCUGGCCUCCUAUGGCGUUGACAAUCCUAUUAAUGCAGCUAUUCAGCUUGCACAGACUACUAUGCGUAUUGCAAUUGGGAAAAUGACUCUUGACAAGACAUUUGAGGAAAGAGAAUCCCUCAAUGAUGAGAUAGUGACAGGGCUCAACAAGGCUGCUACAGCAUGGGGCUUGGAGUGCCUCCGAUAUGAAAUAAAGGACAUAACUCCUCCUCGUGCGGUGAGGGAAGCUAUGGAGAUGCAAGCAGAAGCAGAACGCAAAAAGAGAGCUCAAAUUCUCGAGUCUGAAGGAGAAAGACAGUCUAACAUAAACAUUGCAGAUGGAAAGAAGAGUGCUAUAAUAUUAGCAGCAGAAGGAGAAGCACAGUCCAUCCUUGCUAAAGCAAAUGCAACAUCUCGAGGAAUUACCCUUGUGUCAAAGACUCUCAAGGAAAGUGGCGGUGCAGAGGCAGCUGCCUUGAAAAUUGCUGAGCAGUAUGUCGAAGCCUUUGGUAAUAUUGCCAAACAGGGCACAACAGUGUUGCUUCCUAGUGCUUCAAAUAAUCCUGCUGGCAUGAUUUCUCAAGCACUAACAAUCUACAAAAGCUUGGUUAAUGAUCCUUCCACUAUUGCAACAAUUGGAGGCACGAAAGGUGAUACUUCCUCAGAAGGAUCUGAGGGUGGGAUUCGACUGAUUGAGGAAACAGUUGAUGAACAUAAUGAUGCAAAGGAACCAGGGUUUUCGCUUCAAAACCGCAAGAAAGGAGCAUAGAGUUGACUUGUUUCAGUUGUUUGCACAAUUAAACCACUUUUGGGGUUCUUAUACACCAGACCAGUCUCUUUCAUUGUAGGAUGAAUGCUUUCUUUUUGUUCUUUUAGCCUAAAGGUUGGAUGCGACCACUUAAUCUGAGCUGUGAUUAACUAAUGAGUGUCAAAUCUUUGCAAUGAGAAAGACAGAAUGACAGAUGCCAAAUCAUAUCAAGGAAUUGAAUUUUUUGGGUUGGAACGGGUUAUUUUC
Messenger RNA from Prunus dulcis (almond), 1728 nucleotides. RefSeq names its product stomatin-like protein 2, mitochondrial. The transcript is spliced from 9 exons. The record is from RefSeq and is a predicted model, not a curated record. Gene Ontology annotation, cellular component: membrane. The coding region runs from base 262 to 1482 and encodes 406 amino acids. Lineage: Eukaryota; Viridiplantae; Streptophyta; Magnoliopsida; Rosales; Rosaceae.